Pecten maximus is the source of this 423-nucleotide messenger RNA. RefSeq names its product t-SNARE domain-containing protein 1-like. The coding region runs from base 1 to 423 and encodes 140 amino acids. NCBI's taxonomy places the organism in Eukaryota, Metazoa, Mollusca, Bivalvia, Pectinida, Pectinidae. Gene Ontology annotation, cellular component: nucleus. The transcript has a single exon. The record is from RefSeq and is a predicted model, not a curated record.
AUGGCUGCAAAGCAGAGGGAAAGAAAACCAAAUUUUACAAGCUCUGAGAGCAACUUGAUUCGUAGCAGGGCUACAGAGAUGCUGGACACCAUCAGAGGCAGGCACUCUAAUGAUCUUUCUAAUACCAUGAAGCAGGACUUCUGGAAAUGUUUAACAGAAGAAGUGAAUGCCCUGGGGGUAGCCUUCAGGUCAGAAGAUGAAGUUCGGAACCGCUGGCGGAACAUGUCUCGCAGUGCGAAAGAGAAAUUCACAAACCAUCGCCUGGUGCGACAGAAGACUGGAGGAGGGCCUCCCCCAGCUGCGUUGAGCGUAGCUGAGGAGCAGAUAGUUGAUGCCAUGCAGGACACGGCAGCUUACAUUGGAGUCCCUGGUGGACAGGAGUCUGCUGUUACACAGCUUGAUGGUAUGUUUAUAAAUAUUUAA